UGAAGCUGAGGUUAUCAGAAACGUAGUUUUAGCUUAGCUUAGCUUAAUUGACCACCCGCGAGUUUCCCGUGAUUGAGCAAAGCCUGUUGAAAUUCCAUAUUGAACCAAUUGUAUGAUACUUGGGAGUAGUAUAUCAUACUCAUCGGUUUCAUAGUGAUCGGCAAGCAGAUGAAGCGAUUAUAAGGUGGAAACCAGUUAGCGAGCGAAUCCCCUGCCCUUUUGCUCAGUAAGGGGAAUGGGCACGUUGUGCCAGGUUGGUCGAGGCACAAUUCGAUUGUAAGUCAGUGAAUGCUUGACGCGCAAAAGUGCCUGAGCCGAUGGCAAUCACUGUCAAGGAUCAAUCGAAGACUUUGAAAUGGAAACAUGUACCUCAUUAAAAGCAGUUUAGUUUACAUUGUCAUAAUUAAAUAAUUAAAAUAUAAUAUAAUUAAAAAUACUUAAUAUUCAAGUGUGUAUGUGUUGAGGACAACCCUAUCGCGGUGUAUUAAUUAGUACCCCGUUCAGCGCUAGGCUCUAACUCGGCAGCAUAGCUGUCAAUGUGUGAUGCCUGAUAAGCGCAUCAAUGAAAUGUUUUUGUGGUUGUCAGUUUCAGUUUGUUUACGUCCUGUAUAAAGUUGUACCGUGCUUUUAAUGUGUUCGAUAAAAUAUAGUUUGUUUUAAUUGUUAUCGUUCGCGUUUUAUUCCCCUGAUAUAGAGACGAUCCGUAAGCAAGUGUCGGGGACUUACACGGUACAAAAGUGGCGACGAGAAUUCGCGAGUGUGGGUAGUUUUAUUCGCCGAUAAACAAAACUAACCCAACAUUUCGUCACCCGCGCGGAAGAAAAGAAAGUGGAGUGCGAUGGCUGAUGACGGUAGUGAGUUGAACGGACAAAAUGGUGUUGACCCCCCAGGACUGUUAAAUCAACGGCAGCAGUUGAAUCAGCAGAUUAAUCCCGCACCAGCGGCCCACCAGCAGCAGCAAUUUUUCGCUCCCGUUGUGACUACACACCAGCAGCAGCAGCCGUUCAUUCCCGUUUCUGCAGCUCAGCAGCAGCUGUUUACAAACAUUCCGCCCCACCAAUCGCAACCCCAGGUCAGUAAUGAUAUGCUCAUGCAAAUAAUGCAGAUGAUGCAACAGACGAUUGCUCAAAGCCAACAGCAGUUUGCUCAAAGCCAGCUCCAACACCAACAGCUUAUGGCUCAGCUGGUACAGCGGCAGCAACAGUCCGACGAGCAGCAACAACAGUUUUUUCGUACUAUUGCAUCGUCAAUAAACGUGCAAGUACCACCGAACCCGGAACAGAUCCUUGACUCCUUGGCAAGCAAUAUCAAGGAAUUCCGGUACGAGAUCGAGAGUAAUGCCACUUUCGCAGUGUGGUACUCUAGAUACGACGAUCUUUUCGAGAAGGAUGCUGCUAGGCUGGAUGACGAGGCAAAAGUUCGUCUCCUAAUACGAAAGUUGGGUUUAGCAGAGCAUGAGAGGUACGUAAGCUUCAUUUUACCAAAGUUUCCCAAGCAUUUUAGUUUCGCACAGACAGUUGACAAGCUCAAGAGCCUGUUUGGAGCGAAAGAGUCGGUUAUCAGUCGUCGAUACCGAUGUCUGCAAAUCGCGAAGAAUCCUACUGAGGAUCAUGUGGCGUUCGCGUGUAGGGUAAACAAGGCUUGCGUAGAAUUUGAACUGGGAAAGCUCACGGAAGAACAGUUCAAAUGCUUAGUAUACGUGUGUGGUCUGAAAUCGGAGAAUGACGUCGAGAUUCGUACCCGUCUCCUUACAAAAAUUGAGGACAAUAACGACGUUACAUUGGAGCAGCUCUCCGAGGAGUGUCAGCGUCUGUACAACCUCAAACACGACAGUGCGAUGAUUGAGUCUGCAGCACCAUACAAUCAAGUGCAAGCGAUACAAAAGUUUGGUGGGAAGCGAUUAGGCGAGCGUGACCGAGAGUCACCACAACUGUCUUCGAGUGCUACCGGAAGGAAGCCAAGUUAUCCUUGUUGGCUUUGCGGUGCAUUACAUUUCGUCCGAGACUGUAGUUACGACAACCAUAAGUGCUCCGAUUGCGGCCAAGUCGGACAUCGUGAAGGAUACUGCGACAGUGCAAAGUCUCGGAAACCUGGAAGCAGACGUAAGAAGCGAGACGUCUCAGCCAAAGUGGUGGUGGUCGACGUAUGCAGCGUGGAGCAGCGACGCAGAUUUGUAUCUGUUGGCCUAUCUGGAACGGAUAUUCGACUGCAACUUGACACUGCAUCUGACAUCACUGUCAUCAGCAGGGAGAGUUGGCAGAAACUCGGUAGCCCUGCGCUUUUGCCAGCAACAGUCAAAGCGAAGACAGCAUCUGGUAACAUUUUGUCACUCGAUGGGGAAUUCGAGUGUGACGUCACAAUCGGAGAAAGUACACGACGUGAUCUGAUCCGUGUUACCGAGAAACAACUACAUCUACUCGGUUCCGAUUUAGUCGAGAGUUUCAACCUUUGGUCCGUGCCCAUGGACACCUUCUGCUGUCACGUGUCAGGCUCUCCUGCGGCACCCGCUGCACUGCAAUCGAUUUUUCCAAACGUGUUCACCGAUCAGCUCGGUUUGUGCAGCAAAACUAAAGUGAAGUUGGAGCUAAAAAAAAGUGUUCGACCCGUCUUCUGCCCUAAGCGCCCGGUUGCGUACGCGAUGUAUGAUGCCGUUGACCAGGAACUCGACCGACUGGAAAAUUUAAAUAUCAUCACCCCAGUCGAAUAUUCGGAGUGGGCUGCUCCGAUCGUUGUCGUCCGUAAAGCCAAUGGUUCCAUUCGAAUUUGUGGAGACUAUUCCACGGGGCUUAACGCUGCGCUCCAACCAAAUCAGUAUCCACUUCCCCUACCGGACGAUAUCUUCGCCAAGCUGACUAACUGUAAGGUGUUCAGCCAGAUCGAUUUGUCCGACGCUUUCUUGCAGGUGGAAGUCGACGAACAGUACCGUAAGUUGCUAACCAUCAAUACGCAUCGUGGCCUCUACUCCUACAACCGCCUCCCGCCAGGUGUGAAGAUCGCACCUGGUGCCUUCCAGCAGCUCAUCGAUACAAUGCUAGCCGGUCUGCAGUGCACGUGUGGCUACCUCGAUGACGUCAUCGUCGGCGGAAAAACUGAAGAAGACCACGAUCGCAAUUUGCGGGCUGUUCUGAAACGAAUUCAGGAUUUCGGGUUCACCAUUCGAGUCGAUAAAUGCACCUUCCGAAAGCAGCAAGUGCAGUACGUGGGUCAUAUUGUCGACAGUCGCGGAUUACGUCCAGAUCCGGCCAAAAUCGAAGUGAUAUCCAAGCUGCCGCCUCCAACCGAUGUAUCUGGUGUGCGAUCAUUUUUGGGGGCUAUCAACUACUACGGCAAGUUUGUUCCCAAUAUGCGCAAGUUACGAUAUCCGCUGGACAACCUUCUCAAGGACGAUGCGAAGUUCCAGUGGACUGAUGAGUGCCAGAGAGCGUUCGAGCACUUCAAACAAAUACUCUCCUCGGAUCUACUUCUCACACAUUAUGAUCCGAAGCGGGAGAUUAUUGUCUCUGCCGACGCUUCUUCCGUUGGGCUCGGGGCAACGAUUAGCCACAAGUUCCCCGACGGCACAAUCAAAGUCGUCCAACAUGCUUCCAGAGCACUCACAAAAGCUGAACAAGGCUACAGCCAACCGGAUCGUGAAGGUUUAGCUAUCGUCUUCGCCGUCACGAAGUUUCACAAAAUGCUCUUCGGACGGCACUUUCGUUUGAAAACCGACCACCAGCCUUUGCUCCGUAUCUUUGGUUCUAAAAAGGGAAUACCGGUCUACACAGCCAACCGCCUCCAACGAUUUGCGCUUAAUCUACUGCUUUACGAUUUUGACAUCGAGUACGUGCCCACCCACAAGUUCGGCGACGCAGACUUACUCUCGAGGUUGAUCAACCAGCACGUCAAACCCGACGAAGACUAUAUCAUCGCCAGCAUCAACCUGGAAGAGGACCUCAGGUCGGUAGUAUCUCAUACAGUUAAAGCUUUGCCUCUCAAUUUCAGAGCCGUCGCACAAAGCACCCAAGCAGAUCCACUGCUCCGAAAAGUCUACCAUCACAUUCAGCACGGUUGGCCGCAAUCUGAACAUUCAGAAUCCGACAUCCAGCGAUUCCAAGCCAGACAGGAAUCACUCUCCGUGGUAGAUGGGUGCAUCAUGUUUGCCGAACGGCUCGUCAUCCCGUCGCUCCAUCGCAAGCGAUGCCUCGAACAGCUCCAUUGUGGCCAUCCUGGUAUGCAGCGUAUGAAGGCCCUCGCUCGAAGCUACGUGUAUUGGCCCAGUUUGGAUGCUGACAUCGUCAACUUCGUCAAGGCAUGCCAACACUGUGCGGCCGUAGCCAGGUCACCUCCUCACUCUUCACCGGUGCCGUGGCCCAAGCAGACCGCUCCGUGGCAGCGCGUCCACGUGGAUUAUGCCGGUCCAAUCGAAGGCGAAUAUUACCUGAUCGCCGUCGACUCCUUCUCCAAGUGGCCAGAAAUCAUUCAAACGUCCCGUAUAACCUCGGCGGCAACCAUCAGCAUUCUCGGUGGGUUGUUUGCUCGGUUGGGUAUGCCUGUUACACUAGUCAGCGACAACGGAACCCAAUUCACGAGCGCUGAAUUCGCAGAUUUCUGCGCCUCAAACGGCAUCGAACACCUCACAACUGCUCCGUUUCAUCCACAAUCAAAUGGCCAAGCUGAACGAUUUGUUGACACGUUCAAAAGGGCUGUUACAAAAAUUCGAGAGGGGAGAGGAUCGAUACAGCAAGCGUUAGACAUAUUCCUGUUAACGUACCGAAGUACACCCAACCGGGCACUGCCAGACCAAAAGUCGCCGUCCGAGGUAAUGUUUGGUCGCAAAAUACGCACCUGUCUCGAGCUGCUACGUCCCCCAACGGUACGAACUCCAGUGGCAUCGUCGGACGAUCACACAAAACCGAGGUUCUUCAGCCGGAACGAUUUGGUUUACGCUAAGCUUUAUGGCCGUAAUGGUUGGAAGUGGGCUCCUGGAACAAUCAUCGAAAAAAUAGGAGACGUGAUGUAUAACGUAUGGGUCGAUGAUCGCCGAAUGCUGCGUUCCCAUAUCAACCAACUCCGGAGUCGCCUAGCUGUUGACUCGAUACCAAAGCAACCUGCCAAUCAAGCCACCUCUCGUCAGUAUUCGUUGCCGCUCGACAUCCUGUUGGGUGCCUGGAAUCUACCAAAUCAAUCUUCUGGCACGCCAGCACCGUCCCUUGUUGCGAGCGGAUCUGAAUUAUCACCUGUCUCCAGUCCCGAGCAUACCUUGCUAGGUUCAGUGCCGGCGCUUGCGUCGUCUACACCACAGCAGGAAGUCUCGGCUUUCCCAUCAACGUCAUCGACAUCAACAACAUCAACUGAAUUCGAAUCCGCCAUCGAAGUCGAAUCCGUGGUAAAUCUACCUAGACGUUCUUCACGAACCCGAAGACCGCCGAACAGGUUUGAUCCGUACCACCUUUAUUAAGAGGGGAGAUGUUGAGGACAACCCUAUCGCGGUGUAUUAAUUAGUACCCCGUUCAGCGCUAGGCUCUAACUCGGCAGCAUAGCUGUCAAUGUGUGAUGCCUGAUAAGCGCAUCAAUGAAAUGUUUUUGUGGUUGUCAGUUUCAGUUUGUUUACGUCCUGUAUAAAGUUGUACCGUGCUUUUAAUGUGUUCGAUAAAAUAUAGUUUGUUUUAAUUGUUAUCGUUCGCGUUUUAUUCCCCUGAUAUAGAGACGAUCCGUAAGCAAGUGUCGGGGACUUACACGGUACAAAAGUAUGUAU
Messenger RNA from Topomyia yanbarensis, 5734 nucleotides. RefSeq lists its product as uncharacterized. Gene Ontology annotation, molecular function: nucleic acid binding. The transcript has a single exon. The record is from RefSeq and is a predicted model, not a curated record. NCBI's taxonomy places the organism in Eukaryota, Metazoa, Arthropoda, Insecta, Diptera, Culicidae. Gene Ontology annotation, biological process: DNA integration. Bases 839 to 5437 code for a protein of 1532 amino acids.